GGAUGACUCGAAACUGUUAGCAUGCAUGCAUGCACAGCCACACUCUCCAGACUUCCAGAAACACUCAAACAAUCGUCGUUUAGUAGCAUUUCCGAUUCCUUACUCCCCACUCCUCUCAAUUUACCUCCUCUAGUUUUCCCACACCCUCCAUCCUAUCGUCAACAUGCCAUCUCGCCCAGCAUUAACCAAACCCAAACCCAAACUUCAAUCUCAAACCCUCCCUACCAUCUCCCAUCUCCCCCGAGAACUAGUCGACACAAUAAUAACCACGCUAAUCCAAUCCUACGCCCACGACCCGGCCCAUCAAUGGACCCACCUACGCCACAUAACCCGAUUCCACAAAACCCAGCUCGAAAAACACUUUCUCAACUUCUGGCUGCCAAAACUUAUCAUCACUGUCUAUUCAAGCGAAUCCACAAGCGUCGACUACCGCGCCUGGAGUGUCUCCAAGCCUGCAUCCACCGAUUCUACUGCACGAUUCAAGGGACGGGAGGGGUGGAAGGACCUCGAUGAUGAAGAGAGGAUGUAUUGGGCCGAUAAUGUUUGGAAUAGUACUAGAAUGUUACCGAGCGUUCAUGUAAGGUUGGGCGUGGGAGAGUUGGGGGAAGGGUAUGCAGGGGGGUAUAUCAUUAGUGAUGUUGAGAUUCCGGGACUUAGGACCUCGGGAGAGGGAAGUAGUGUUUGGUUCAGGUGGAUGGAGCUGUUUGAUUGUUUAUUCAGAGAGGAGAUGGUGAUGAGGAAUGUGCAGGGGAAGCUGGUGAGUAUGAACCUUGUUUUUGUGAAUCUGCAUCUGUUUUUGACGCUAGAGAUCAUAUCGAUCGAUCGAUCGAUCGCUCGGUCUAGACAGCUACAUGGAGGCGAGGCGAAGCUUCAAUUCCAGACCCAGAUCCAUUUGCUAAACAGACUUAACCAGGUCCAAUCCCACAUCACAGCCGUCAAAUCGCAAAAAGCCUGGCCAAACACCAAACCUGCUCAGCGCGCCGCUCUCAUCGACUUCCUGCGGACAGAAGUGCAACUCCGUCGCCGCGACAUCCUCCGCCAAUGGCGCAAGCACAACCCGCCUCGUCUCCCAGCCUUGACUGAGAAGUAUUGGGACCCUAAAUACAAGCCAUACGUCCAAGAUAACCACCUCCGCGAGAACCCUCCAGAUAUUCUCGCUGUGGUAGCGGUCGAGGAAAGUAUGGUCUUCACGAUGAAAGGGUGGCGCAAUUGGGAUGUAUGCGAAAUUGCGAGAUUACGGGCGAGAGAGGCGAAAUGGGAGUGUCGGGAUUUUGACCGGGGGUGGAGAGAGAAGAGAGUUGUGACGUGGCGGGAGAGAAGGAAGGAAGUGAUGCAAGGGGGGGAGCUGGAGUUGGUGAAGAAGUUGAAAGUGUGUAAGAGAUGGCCGGAGGAGUCUUGGAAGGAGGAGGAGAUUUGGAGGGAAUGGUGCGCUGGGGGUUGAGGGAGCGGAGAGGUGCGCGUUGAGAGUGAGUUGAUGGGGGUGGACGGUGUAGUUUUCAAAUGUAUCGGUGAGGCUAACUAACAUACAAGGAGAGGCUUCUAAUUUUAAUUACUCUAGCUCUAGCCUUAUUGCCAUGAGUAGAGAAAACUUGAACGAACCCAUUAUCUA
Messenger RNA from Lindgomyces ingoldianus, 1609 nucleotides. RefSeq lists its product as uncharacterized. Bases 164 to 1441 code for a protein of 425 amino acids. The record is from RefSeq and is a predicted model, not a curated record. NCBI's taxonomy places the organism in Eukaryota, Fungi, Ascomycota, Dothideomycetes, Pleosporales, Lindgomycetaceae. The transcript has a single exon.